Messenger RNA from Penicillium subrubescens, 3630 nucleotides. RefSeq names its product DDB1/RSE1 family protein. Gene Ontology annotation, biological process: mRNA splicing, via spliceosome. Gene Ontology annotation, cellular component: nucleus; U2 snRNP. Bases 1 to 3630 code for a protein of 1209 amino acids. NCBI's taxonomy places the organism in Eukaryota, Fungi, Ascomycota, Eurotiomycetes, Eurotiales, Aspergillaceae. Gene Ontology annotation, molecular function: U2 snRNA binding; protein binding. The transcript has 4 exons. The record is from RefSeq and is a predicted model, not a curated record.
AUGGCGACCACUUCGCACAUGUUCAUGUACUCACUGACGAUCCAGCCUCCUACUGCGAUCACACAGGCCAUUCUUGGUCAGUUUGCGGGUACUAAGGAGCAGCAGAUUGUCACUGCCUCGGGUUCGAAGCUGACCAUCCACCGUCCGGACCCGACUCAGGGCAAGGUCACACCGAUCUAUUCCCAAGAUGUUUUUGGCAUCAUUCGUUCGUUAGCAGCAUUUCGACUGGCUGGAAGUAACAAAGAUUACAUUAUCAUCGGAUCUGAUUCGGGUCGCAUCACGAUCAUUGAAUAUGUUCCCUCCCAGAACCGCUUCAACCGGAUCCACUUGGAAACAUUUGGCAAGUCUGGAGUACGCCGGGUAGUUCCGGGCCAGUACUUGGCCGUGGAUCCCAAGGGUCGAGCAUGCCUGAUUGCCUCAUUGGAGAAGAACAAGCUGGUCUACGUUCUGAACCGUAAUUCUCAGGCAGAGCUCACCAUUUCCUCUCCCCUCGAGGCACACAAGCCACAGACCUUGGUUUUUGCCAUGACUGCUCUGGACGUUGGCUAUGAAAACCCUAUCUUUGCUGCCCUUGAGGUGGAUUACUCGGAAGCUGACCAGGAUCCCACUGGUCAAGCAUACGAGGAGAUUGAGAAGGUGCUGGUCUACUAUGAGCUUGAUCUGGGUCUCAACCAUGUCGUUCGCAAGUGGUCGGACCCUGUUGACCGCACGGCGAAUAUGUUGUUCCAAGUGCCGGGAGGAGCAGAUGGCCCCAGCGGUGUUCUUGUGUGCGCGGAGGACAACAUUACCUACCGCCACUCGAACCAGGAUGCCUUCCGUGUGCCCAUUCCGCGCCGGACUGGUGCGACUGAGAACCCGGAGAGGAAACGCACUAUCGUGGCGGGCGUGAUGCACAAAAUGCGAGGUGCCUUCUUCUUCCUUCUUCAGACUGAGGACGGGGACAUGUUCAAGCUGAACCUUGACAUGGUUGAAGAUGAGAAUGGUCAACUCACUGGCGAGGUUCGAAGGCUAAAAAUCAAGUAUUUUGAUACUGUUCCCGUCGCAUCCAGCCUGUUGAUUCUCAAGAGUGGUUUCCUCUAUGUUGCCAGUGAAUCGGGCAACCAUAACUUUUACCAAUUUGAAAAACUUGGUGAUGAUGACGAGGAGACCGAAUACACCAGUGAUGACUUCUCGGCCGACCCGUCCGUUCCUUAUGACCCCAUAUUUUUCCGCCCUCGCCCCGCGGAGAAUUUGAACCUCAUGGAGAGUUUGAACUCUCUCAAUCCGUUGACCGACAGCAAAAUUGCCAAUCUCACUGGUGACGAUGCCCCACAAAUCUACACUGUGGGCGGCACUGGUGCACGAAGCUCAUUCCGAACCCUGAAGCAUGGGCUCGAAGUCUCGGAGAUUGUCGAGUCAGAACUUCGAACAGUGCCCUCGGCGGUCUGGACCACGAAACUCACCCGUGGUGAUGAAUACGAUGCGUACAUCGUGCUCUCCUUUGCGAAUGGUACUCUUGUCCUCAGCAUCGGUGAGGUUGUUGAAGAGGUUUCCGAUACUGGAUUCCUCUCCACCGCACCGACGCUUGCCGUACAACAGCUGGGCGAGGACUCCUUGAUCCAAGUUCAUCCUCGUGGUAUUCGUCACUUGAUGGCCGAUCGCCGCGUCAACGAGUGGCCUGCACCCCAGCACCGAUCCAUUGUUGCUGCCGCCACCAAUGAACGCCAGGUAGCAGUGGCUCUGAGCUCUGGUGAGAUCGUCUAUUUCGAGAUGGACGCCGAUGGAUCACUCGCAGAAUAUGACGAACGCCGUCAGAUGUCUGGCACUGUUACUUGCCUGAGUUUGGGUGAAGUCCCAGAGGGUCGGAUGCGCAGUUCUUUCCUUGCUGUUGGCUGUGACGACUCUACCGUCCGAAUCCUUAGCCUGGAUCCCGAUUCAACCCUCGAGAACAAGUCAGUUCAAGCUUUGACGUCGGCGCCGUCAGCACUCAACAUCAUUGCAAUGGCCGACUCAAGCUCAGGCGGCACCACCCUUUACCUCCAUAUUGGUCUCUACUCUGGUGUUUACCUUCGCACCGUCCUAGAUGAGGUUACCGGCGAGCUUUCCGAUACGCGUACACGUUUUCUGGGAGCAAAACCCGUGAAACUGUCACAAGUUUCUGUGAAGGGUCAAACUGCGGUCUUGGCCCUCAGUUCGCGGCCAUGGCUCGGAUACUCCGAUAUCCAAACGAAGAGCUUCAUGCUUACACCUCUGGACUGUGCCAGCAUCGAAUGGGGCUGGAACUUCUCUAGCGAACAGUGCGAAGAGGGCAUGAUUGGCAUUCAGGGCAAGAACCUACGAAUUUUCUCUAUCGACAAACUUGACAACAACAUGCUCCAAGAAUCAAUCCCCUUGGCACAUACCCCACGUCGCUUUGUCAAGCAUCCCGAACAACCCCUUUUCUACGUCAUUGAGUCAGACAACCACGUUCUGUCUUCUGCCACCCAGCAGAGCCUCAUCGAGGACUCAAAAACUCGCAAUGGCGAAUCUGAUAUCCUUCCUCCAGAAGACUUUGGUUACCCUCGUGGCACCGGACACUGGGCAUCAUGCAUUCAAAUCGUGGACCCGGUUUCCUCCAAGCAAGUGGUCUUCACCCUUGACUUGGAAGACAAUGAGGCUGCUGUUAGCAUUGCCGCAGUGCCAUUCUCAAGCCAAGACGAUGAGACUUUCUUGGUCGUCGGAACGGCCAAGGAUCUCACGACGGACGCUCCUUCGUCUUCGGGCGGAUUUAUCCACAUCUAUCGAUUCCAAGAAGAUGGUCGUGAGUUGGAAUUCAUCCACAAAACAAAGGUAGAUGAGCCUCCUUUGGCUCUUCUUGCCUUCCAGGGCCGAGUGCUCGCCGGUAUUGGGUCACUUCUCCGACUGUACGAUUUGGGUAUGAAGCAGCUGCUUCGCAAAUGCCAGGCUCAUGUCGUUCCGCAUACCAUUGUCGGUCUUCAGACUCAAGGAAGCCGUAUCGUGGUCAGCGACACCCGUGACAGCGUGACCUAUGUCGUCUACAAGUACCAGGAGAACAUACUGAUUCCUUUCGUGGAUGACACCAUUGCUCGCUGGACAACCUCUACCACGAUGGUUGACUAUGAAACCACCGCCGGUGGUGACAAGUUCGGCAAUAUCUGGCUGCUUCGUUGCCCCACUAAGUUCUCAGAGGAGGCCGAUGAGGACGGGUCUGGUGCUCACCUUGUCCACGAACGAGGCUACCUCCAUGGAACGCCCAACCGUCUGGAGCUUAUGGUCCACUACUAUGUGCAAGACAUUCCCACCGGCAUUCACAAGGCGCAGCUGGUGGCUGGUGGUCGAGACAUUCUGGUAUGGACCGGCUUCCAGGGCACGAUUGGCAUGUUUGUUCCUUUUGUUAGCCGUGAAGAUGUCGAUUUUUUCCAGAGUCUGGAGAUGCAACUGGCUUCUCAACACCCUCCUCUUGCUGGUCGCGACCACCUAAUCUAUCGCGGUUACUAUGCACCCUCCAAGGGUGUCAUUGAUGGUGACCUGUGCGAGAUGUAUUUCCUGUUGCCGAAUGAUACGAAGAUGAUGAUUGCCGCUGAGCUCGAUCGCUCUGUCCGCGAGAUCGAGCGUAAGAUCUCGGAUAUGCGCACGAGAGUGGCCUACUAA